AGAAUAUGGGAAGAAGAUUGUGGUAGCGAAACCCGUCGUGGAGCUUGACGGAGAUGAGAUGACGAGGAUUAUUUGGAAAAAGAUUCGUGAGGAGCUUAUCCUCCCCUAUCUACAACUGGACAUCAAGUACUACGACCUUGGCCUCGAGUACCGUGACCAGACCAACGACCAAGUAACCGUGGAAGCUGCCAAUGCCAUCCUUGAGCACAAGGUCGGCAUCAAGUGCGCGACAAUCACUCCCGACGAGGCUCGUGUGGAGGAGUUCAAGCUCAAGGAGAUGUGGAAGAGCCCGAACGGCACGAUCCGUAACAUCCUUGGCGGAACUGUGUUCCGUGAACCCAUCAUAUUGGAUCGUAUCCCUAAACCGGUUCCAGGAUGGGUGAAGCCAAUUGUGAUUGGCCGUCAUGCAUUCGGUGACCAGUACCGUUCCACGGACUUCGUCGCACCGGGACCAGGGAAGCUUCAGCUCGUAUACAGCCCUGCUGAUGGAGGUGCGAAGACCGUCAUGGACGUGUAUGACUUCAAGGGAAAGGGUGUCGCCAUGAGCAUGUACAACACUGAUGAGUCAAUAACUGGGUUUGCACACUCAUCAUUUAAGAUGGCUCUCCUCAAGAAGAUGCCCUUGUUCAUGUCAACAAAGAACACCAUCAUGAAGAGGUAUGAUGGCCGCUUUAAGGACAUCUUCCAAGAGAUCUAUGAAUCGCAGUACAAGGACGCUUUUGAGAAGGUCGGCAUAUACUACGAGCACCGCCUUAUCGACGAUAUGGUUGCACAAGCGAUCAAGUCCUCCGGUGGUUUCGUAUGGGCAUGCAAGAACUACGAUGGUGACGUGCAGAGUGACAUCCUCGCUCAGGGCUUCGGUUCCUUGGGCAUGAUGACCUCAGAGCUGAUCACCCCUGACGGCCAGGUCGUCGAGAGUGAGGCUGCCCACGGUACCGUCACCCGACACUACCGCGAGUACCAGAAGGGCAACGAGACGUCGACCAACCCUGUGGCAUCGAUCUUUGCAUGGACCCGUGGACUUCUCCACCGUGCUAAGCUGGAUAACAAUGAAGAGCUCAAGAAGUUCUGUUUGGAUCUUGAGGCUGCAUGUGUGGAAACGAUCGACAAGGAUGGAGUCAUGACCAAGGAUCUUGCUCUUGCUAUCCACGGCAAGAACAUGAAGAGAGAACAUUGGGUCAUCACUGACAAGUACAUGGAUGCAGUGAAUGCUAAGCUGCAGAAGAAGCUUGCUGGAGGGGUCACUGCUGCACCUUGAACGUGAUCGUGUAUAUUUCUUUUGUAAAUAGAGGGGAUGCGUGUUCGAAUAGCGAAUAUUAUACUUUUCUAUGCAACAUGCGAGC
This is a messenger RNA of Suillus subaureus, 1343 nucleotides long. RefSeq lists its product as uncharacterized. Bases 59 to 1258 code for a protein of 399 amino acids. Gene Ontology annotation, molecular function: NAD binding; isocitrate dehydrogenase (NADP+) activity; magnesium ion binding. Gene Ontology annotation, biological process: isocitrate metabolic process. Lineage: Eukaryota; Fungi; Basidiomycota; Agaricomycetes; Boletales; Suillaceae. Gene Ontology annotation, cellular component: mitochondrion. The transcript is spliced from 9 exons. The record is from RefSeq and is a predicted model, not a curated record.